UGUCGACUUAACCGUGGGUAUCCGGAUCCGGGUGGGUCGCCCAAUUGUCACCCUUCUCCGGUCACCUUUUUUCCUGCCGUAGUAACCCAUAUUAGGUUAACUCAUCAGUCGGCAAGUCGCCGCCGGCUGACAAAGAACAAUCUCCGUCCCCCACAGGAAAAUCCAAAUUUCUCAUACUCCAAUCUUCUGUAAUGAAACGUUGAAGGAGAAAGAAGAGAGGAAGAAAACCCAAAUGGCGGCAGAAAAUUCUAGUCAUCUCCUUCAAGUACCCCCACCUCGCUUCCCCACUCAUCACACGACCGGCGACCUCCCUCCCCAAGCCCGCAUCCUAUGCGAGAUCCUCUCCACCGCUCCGGUGCACGAAGUGGAGGCCAGUCUAGCCUCGACCCAAAUCCGGCCGGAGCCUGAAAUUGUUCAACAAGUCCUCAAGCUCUCAUACAACACUCCCUCAGCUGCUGCUAAGUUCUUUCGGUGGUCCGGGAUGGCCCAAAAGCACACGGGCUAUUCGUGGAACCUCAUGGUGGAUUUGCUCGGGAAGAAUAAACUUUUUGAGCCAAUGUGGGAUGCCAUCCGGUCUAUGAAGCAGGAGGGUUUGCUCUCUUUGACAACGUUCGUUUCGGUUUUCGAGAAUUACUGUAUCGCCGGGAGGUUUGAUGAGGCUGUUAUGACUUUUGAUGUCAUGGAAAGGUACGGAAUCCAACCUGAUAUUAUUGCAGUAAAUUCUCUACUGAGUGCCAUGUGUAGAGAAGAUAACCAUACUGCGAAAGCACUCGAGUUCUUUGAGAGAAUAAAAGCUAACAUACCCCCGGAUGCGGACUCAUUUGCUAUUUUGUUGGAAGGAUGGGAGAAGGAAGGGAAUGUAGCCAACGCAAAACACACUUUUGGAGAGAUGGUGAUUCGAGUGGGCUGGAGCCCGCAAUAUAUGUUUGCUUAUGAUGCCUUUUUGAAUACUCUUGUGCGUGGAGCACAGGGUGACGAGGCAAUCAAAUUUUUGCAGGUAAUGAAGGGUAAAAACUGCUUGCCAGGUUUGAGAUUCUUCUCUAAUGCACUUGAUAUUUUCGCUAAGCAGAAUGAUUCUGCUCAUGCCAUUAUGUUGUGGGAUAUAAUGGUUGGUGGUGGGCUGGUGCCCAAUUUGACGAUGUAUAACGUCAUGAUUGGUUUGCUCACCAGCGCCAAUGAUAUUGACAACGCCUUUCGUCUGCUUGAUGACAUGGUCUUCCAUGGCGCUUUUCCUGAUUCUCUGACAUAUAACAUGAUUUUUGAAUGCUUGAUCAAGAAUAAGAAGGUACGUGAAGUGGGGAAGUUCUUUAUUGAGAUGGUCAAGAAUGAAUGGCCACCAACCCCUGCAAAUUUUACUGCUGCCAUCAAGAUGUUAUUUGAUGGGGAUGAUCCAGAGAUGGCAAUCGAGAUAUGGAAAUAUAUGGCUAAGAACAACAUUUCACCCCGUGAUGAUGGCGCUAAUGCAGUGCUUCUUGGUUUCUGUAAUUUGGGGAGACUAACAGAUUUGAGAAGGUACAUAGAGAAGAUGAUUGACGAAAGAAUUAUAAUAUAUGAGUCAACAAUGACAAAGGUGAAGAAUGCUUUUUAUAAGGAGGGAAGAAGUGCCCGUGAUAUCUAUGACCAUAUUUCAAGGAAGUGGAAAUCUUCCUAUCUCUAGGCUUAUGUGUUAAAUGGCAGUAAGCACGGUUCUGUGUGGUUGCGUAAUCCUUUAUGUGGCAUUGAUGAUUGAAAGAACUCUGAAUAUCUACUAGUGUCACGAUUAAAUUUUCAAUAGAUACUUUGCCUCCUCAUUUUAGUCUUCUCUUUUCCAGAUGUGCUUCAUUCUGGACCUCUGGUUGCUUCCCUUGUUUAUUUCUGUUCUCGUACUGUCUCUUUCUAUGUCUAUCUUUUGUUUAUGAUGGUUUAUUGUUAUAUGCUUAGGGUUCUAAGAGGUUAGAGAGUUUUGGCAGGAAGAGAGAUGAAGGUUGGAAGGGGGCAGGGGUGUGAUGAGUUUAGGAGAUUGAGGAGUGUGAAUCAGCGUCAGUCUGCAGGCUAUGGUGAGAGCAUGGUCUGUGCAGGGCUCGCCUUUUCACCCUUCAAUUUUUUCCCCUUUUCUGUUUUCAAUUUAAAGUGCUUUCUUCAAUUUGGGCUAAAAAAGCAGCGUUCUGUGCCUGCUUGAUGGAUUAUAUGAAAUCUAAAAAAGGUAGGAGACAUUUUUAUGUCAGCUUUAAAGUGGAUGAGAUCUAGUUCACAAUUUGUGAACCAGAUUUUUGAGAUGGUAUUCGGUUUGUUGAGUUUCAAAUGGAUAGACAACUUUAGUGUGCAAACUUAUUCAAAGGAACAAAUUUGUCAGCCUUGGGUUGGUGGUUGGUCGUUUGGCUGAAAUUUGCAUCAUGUGAUUACUGUUGAUUGGUGAAUUAUUCUGGGAAAUAUGAUGGGUAGUUCUGGGCUACCCAUCUUCUCCGUUUACAUCGAUUCCUGUGAACCUGUUUCACAGACUGAUUAUGUCCUCAAACUUGAACUUUGUAUUUCACCAUUUAUACCAAUGCUUUGCAGCAUUGUGGAUGGAUUUUUGAUGCAUGUCCUUGUUCUGAAUGGAGAUCAGACUGCAUCAGGAGCACCAGAGUAAAGUAUUCAAAUGUGUUCAAAUAAUCUGACAAAAUCUCGUAGUUCUUAUACUGAAAAGCAGAAUUUGCAGGCCCAAAUGCAGUCUACUUUUUAAUGUGAGGAUGCUUGAUUUCUGAUUUUCAUACUUCUUGUUUGGAGCUCUCCUUGCUAGUUUAUUUCCUCUCUCUCUCUCUCUCUCUUCUUGCUCGCACAAUCUUCUUCUGAAUUUUGUGAGAGGAUUUUUAAUCAAGUUGCAAAAGCCCACAUUUUGCAGCGGCCAAGGAAAUGUUACCUAUCCUGUUGACUACAUGGAGAAGAAAAUCCAUUUGGGAGGCAGCACUGUUGCUUGGAAGUAAGUUCAUUUCAUUUGUAGCACAUUAGCUACUUCCUGGUCCACUUUUACAUGUUCAAGUUCAACACUGAGAGUCCUAUUGCUGCAUAGUUAGCACCCAUGCCAGCACCAGAACCAGAUCCUUAUCCUUAUGAUGUUAACAAUUGCAGUAAGUUCUUCUGUUUAGGGUUAAACAUUGGUAGUUUCUGGAGGGUAUAUCUGUUGCUUUUCGGAUGGAAGUGGUUUGCAUACAGAUUGAACCUGAUGGGCAUUGAGCAUGCAAAUUGAAAUUGAGAUGCAUCUGGGCAGGGCUUAUCUUAGCCGUGUAUAGGACUGUUACAGUGGAAAAACUGUCCGACUUGCUGUUGUCUGCAGAAAGUAGCUCUCGAACUUUUCUGUUGCCAACUGAAACUGAUUACAGGAAAGAAAGAAGCAUUUUAGACCAACUACUGUAAGAACUACAUGCUCACAUGGUGAAGUCACUUGGUAACAAAGCCUUGACUAUUUUCUGAAGUUCUAAAUAAUCACCUUUUUAAAGACAGCAAGGGUGGACAGCUCUUGAUUUCAGACCACAUGACGUUGAUCCUCUGAGGCCAAUCUUCUUCAAGACGCAGAGUGAAAUCUGAUGGCCAUUUUCCGGCCUUGAAUGAUCAGCUGAGCAAUAAGCUCAAGUCUUCCAUAAGACAACGGGACAUUUUCAUGUGAGAAUGGUAAGUGUUCAAGACCACCUCCUAGAGACUACCGAAGCUGUACAAUGAUAAAGCAGGAAAUUGGAACUCUGUGGCAUUCAUCAAAAUCAUUCGAAGAAAGCUUUGACUCUCUUGGGCCCUAGAGAGUGUUAAAGAGACUGCCAGUGAGACUGAUGAAUAUCAGAGCAGAAGCUUCGGCGUUUGGCCAAAAUAAAAAAUGGAGGUGUCUGUUUAUUCUCUUCUUUUUGGGGAAUUAGGUGUCUAUUUAGUCACCUUCCUUCUAAUGUAGCACUUGAAAUGACUGCAACAUCAAUUUAAGUUUCUGAGCAAACUACAAAUCUCUUAACAUCUUAAGACAUUGCUGUUUCCGAAGUUAAAAGUCUACCAGAGAAGCCCAUGCCUCAUUGUGUCUGUGUUGCUGACAUUGUACUCACUGUUCUUCCAGAAUGAAUUCCUUUUAUUUUGCAA
Sesamum indicum (sesame) is the source of this 4074-nucleotide messenger RNA. RefSeq lists its product as uncharacterized. Gene Ontology annotation, molecular function: protein binding; mRNA binding. The record is from RefSeq and is a predicted model, not a curated record. Lineage: Eukaryota; Viridiplantae; Streptophyta; Magnoliopsida; Lamiales; Pedaliaceae. Gene Ontology annotation, biological process: mitochondrial gene expression. Gene Ontology annotation, cellular component: mitochondrion.